AUGAAGCUGCUGAAGCCGAGCUGGGUGAGCCACAACGGCAAACCUAUUUUUUCGGUUGACAUUCACCCAGAUGGAACCAAAUUUGCAACUGGUGGCCAAGGUGAGGAUUCAGGGAAGGUGAUGAUCUGGAACAUGGCACCUGUCCUCCGUGAGGAAGAUGAGAAGAAUGAGAACGUUCCCAAAAUGCUUUGCCAGAUGGACAAUCAUCUAGCAUGCGUGAAUUGCGUGCGCUGGUCUAACAACGGGCUGUACCUGGCGUCCGGGGGGGAUGACAAGCUGGUGAUGGUGUGGAAACGAGCUGCGUUCAUUGGUCCGAGCACAGUGUUUGGCUCCAGCAGUAAACUGGCCAAUGUGGAGCAGUGGAGAUGUGUCACCAUCCUGAGGAAUCACACUGGAGAUGUAAUGGACGUGGCCUGGUCUCCUCAUGAUGUGUGGCUGGCGUCCUGCAGCGUGGACAACACCAUUGUCGUCUGGAACGCCCGCAAAUUUCCUGAGAUGGUUACGUGUCUUCGGGGCCACACAGGCCUGGUGAAGGGCCUAACGUGGGACCCGGUGGGCAAGUACAUCGCCUCCCAGGCCGAUGAUCACAGUCUGAAGGUUUGGAGGACAGUGGACUGGCAGAUGGAGGCCAACAUCACAAAGCCUUUUAGUGAGUGUGGUGGCACCACUCAUGUCCUGCGUCUGUCGUGGUCCCCGGACGGCCAGUAUCUGGUAUCGGCACAUGCUAUGAACAAUUCAGGACCCACGGCACAGAUCGUGGAGAGGGACGGCUGGAAGACCAACAUGGACUUUGUGGGACACAGAAAAGCCGUCACGGUGGUGAAAUUUAACCCAAAGAUCUUCAAGAAAAAGCAGAAAAAUGGCAGCUCUCCCAAGCCUAGUUGUCCAUAUUGCUGCUGCGCCGUGGGCAGUAAGGACCGUUCACUCUCCGUCUGGCUUACCUCCCUGAAGCGGCCCCUGGUGGUCAUCCAUGAUUUGUUUGACAAAUCCAUCAUGGACAUUUCAUGGACUCUCACAGGCUUAGGCAUGUUGGUGUGUUCCAUGGACGGUACCAUAGCUUACCUGGAUUUCUCACUCGACGAGCUAGGAGAUCCACUCAGCGAAGAUGAAAAGAACACUAUUCACCAGAACAUCUAUGGCAAGAGCCUGGCCAUCACCAGCACACAGGAGACACAGCUGGCUACCACCAUCAUUGAGAACCCGGAGAUGCUAAAAUACCAGCAGGAGAGGCAGAGCUCAGCCCAGAACAACUCUGGAGCAGCUGGUGCCGACUCCUUGGCACCAAAGCUCAACAGCGUGAUGAACGGGGAGUCUCUGGAGGACAUCAGGAAGAACCUGCUGAAGAAGCAGGUGGAGACUCGUACCGCUGACGGCAGGAGACGGAUUACGCCGUUGUGCAUAGCUCAGCUGGACACCGGGGACUUCUCUCCAGCACUCUUCAACAGCGUACCCAUCCUUCCGUCCUCCUUGUCCAACCAGCUGCCCCCCCAGCUCAGCACUGACUCCAGCUCAGGUCAGGUGGUGGCAACAGUGGCAGCCCCCUCGCUGGGGGGGCAGCGGCCCAACCUCGAUCCUGUGCUCGCUCUGCCACCGCCCACCAACACAGCUCCCAAGGGUUUGGAGGACCCCAAAGACCAGGUUCUACCCUCCGGCGUCAAGGCCAGUAUGCUGCUGGCAUCAGCUUCUAAGAUGGAGCCCAUGAAGGCCUUGGACUCCAGGUUCACAGAGAGAUCCAAGACCACACCAGGCGUCCCCGCCGCCAUCUCCUCUACCACCGGCCUGCUGCCACUUGACAGGCCCAAAGAUGUUGUGGCGUCAGUCUUGAAAGAUGUAAAAGCUAAAGAGGACACCAGUAGUGACAGCGAGGACAAGAUGGCGGUCAUCAACAAGAACCUGAGCCUGUGCAAGCGCAAACCUGAGCCCCUGAUGUUGGACGCCGCCGAAGUGGUGGAGAAGCGCAAGAAGGGGCGGCCGCGUAAGGACAAGAUGGCACCACCAAUACUGAGUCAGUCCUUCGCACAGUCCCUCCAAGUAUUAUCUCCCCCCGAACGGGAGCCGAUGAGAGCGGCUUCUGUGGUGGCGGCAGCACCGACUCCGACACCGGCGGCCGUCCUCAGGUUGCCAACGCCCAGCUUCCAGAAGACCUUCAGCAUGCAGGUGAGCACAGACCCAGCAGUCUUCCUGGAGGUGGAGAACGAAGUGACGUCGGCAGCCGGUUCCAGGCUCAGUCAGCUGCGAUGUUCGCGAGAUGGCCGAGAGUGGAAUACGCUGCUGCCCAGCUCCGUAGUUGCCGCCGCAGGCAGCGGCGACGUCGUAGCCGUGGCGUGCCAGGAUAGAAUGCUGUCAGUGUUCUCGUCCUGCGGCCGCCGCCUUCUGCCGUCCAUCCAGUUGAACUCACCCGUGUCGACCCUUGACUGCUCAGCGCGAUUUGUGAUGACACUAACAGCCGGGGCAACGCUGUCUGUGUGGGACGUACACAAGCAGAGGGCUCUGGUCAAGAACGAGUCCUUGGCUGCUAUUUUGUCUGGUUCAGAGGUGACCGUGUCUCAGUCUCUGCUGACUGAACAGGGCGUCCCAGUCGUCGGCCUUUCCAAUGGCAAGUCCUUCUGCUUCAGCUCUUCCCUGGAGACGUGGACACUAAUCGCAGAUCGAGGAGAUUGUCUGGUCCAGUGUGCCGACUUCAGGAGCUGCCUCUCUACCCAGGAUGCACCUGGAUCCUCAGGGCCUUUGGCCACCAUGCAGGGACGCAACCUCAACGGCGGCCGCCUUGCAUCCCGCUUAUCCGCCGCACCGCACCACCUGCAACAGAGCAUGACGAUGGCCUUCCUCGAGAACCAACUGGCGGCGGCCCUUACGCUUCAGUCGACGCCCGAGUAUCGCUACUGGCUGCUCAUCUACACGCGCUUCCUCGUCAACGAAGGCUCCGAGUUUCGGCUGCGAGAACUUUGUAAGGAGCUUCUGGGUCCAGCUCACAAGUCUACCACCACAGCCUGGGAGGCCACCACACUGGGUUUGCGCAAGCGGGAGUUGUUGCGGGAAGUCCUGCCGGUCAUCGGAGAAAAUCUGCGUUUUCAAAGACUGUUUACGGAAUACCAGGACCAGCUAGAGCAGCUGCGUGGCAAAUAA
Messenger RNA from Nerophis lumbriciformis (worm pipefish), 3126 nucleotides. The record is from RefSeq and is a predicted model, not a curated record. Lineage: Eukaryota; Metazoa; Chordata; Actinopteri; Syngnathiformes; Syngnathidae.